AUGGCCAAACGAUCCACUCGAAGACUUUCCAUUCUCGGCUCUAUGAAGGACUUUUCCAAGUACUUCCUAGAUGAAAUCUUAACUGCCGGCCAAGGCGAUCAACACCAAAAAUAUACUAAGCAUAAAAUGGAUCUAAAUGGAGUUGAUAUCAAAGAAACAAACAAGCCCCAUCGCCCAGAACUUGAAGUUCUCUUUCUAUGUAUGAUAUGUUUAUUAUGCACUCUUAUCUUCAAAUGUUCGUUUUUUUUUACCUCACCCGUUUUAUUUGAUCUUUCUGGUAGUAAUAUUUGGUCUAAUAUUCUUAUCGGAAUUAUUGUUGCUAUCUCUAGUGGGUUAGCAAUUCUCUAUCGCAUCAAUGUGUCUCGCGGCACCAAUUGUACAUAUAUUUAUUACUAG
Messenger RNA from Nematocida homosporus, 396 nucleotides. RefSeq lists its product as uncharacterized. Bases 1 to 396 code for a protein of 131 amino acids. The transcript has a single exon. Lineage: Eukaryota; Fungi; Microsporidia. The record is from RefSeq and is a predicted model, not a curated record.